AACGACAUCAGAAUAUUCCACAUCUACGUAGCGAAUCGGGUCCAAGUAAUUCGAGAUGUAUCCAAACCCAGCCAAUGGAAGUAUAUUGACACAUCAACGAACCCUGCCGACCUAGCGACACAGGGUAUUACAGUUAAAGUACUACAAGAGUCUGACUGGUUAAGAGGACCCACCUUCUUGAAGUCGAACUCGCCUACCACCUCAACAAUCGAUGAAUCUGAUGGAGAUAUCGACGAGAGCAAUCCAGAAGUCAGACAAGAGGUAAAAGUCCAUGCCACCAGCACCCAGAGGGCCCUCGGAGUAGGAUCAGAACGAUUCGAUCGGUUUUCAGAAUGGUCUACUCUUCAGCGAGCCAUUGCAAAACUCGUCAUGAGAGCGAAAAGAUUCGAAAUAAAGUCGGAGCCACAAACGUCACAGCACGAUCACGAGACGACCGAAAGCGGAGACAACGACGGUCCUACCCUAGACGCAUCUAAACGAGCUGAAAUCUUGAUAAUUCGAACAGCCCAAGAAGAAGCCUUCGCGGACGAAAUCAGCGUACUGCAAAGGAGGAGUGGCAACAAACCAGAGAGUCGUCAGUCCUUGAGAGAAAGAAGAACGGUGUUACGGAAGUCCAGCCUAUUUCAUUUGGAUCCUUUCCUAGACAAAGACAGUGUUCUCAGAGUUGGAGGACGUAUACAUCGAUCAGAUUUGGGGUUUGAGGAGAAGCAUCCAAUAAUUCUGCCACAGAAACACCAUGUGUCAGAGUUGUUGAUCUGUCAUUAUCACCACAAGGUUUACCAUCAAGGCCGUCAGAUCACACACGGAGCCCUACGGCAACCUGGUUAUUGGGUCGGCGGCGGCCACAGAAUGGUGUCUAGAAUCCUGAAUUCCUGCGUGACAUGCAGAAAACUGAGAGAAAGAACACUCACCCAGCAUAUGAUCAACCUUCCAAAGAACCGAAUUGAACCAAGCCCACCCUUCACGAGCAUAGGAGUUGACGUAUUUGGCCCAUGGAUAAUCCGAACAAGGAAGUUAAGGGGUGGUGCUGCGGAAUACCUUCAAAACCUCCAAGUCAGAACGAAGUGGCGCAACCGAGAACAAAACCUUUCUGGAGGAGAUGUAGUCCUAGUAAAAGACAACGACGUAUCCCGUAACGAGUGGCCUAUGGGAAAGAUAGUAGAAGCAUUAACGAGCGAAGAUGGAAAAGUGAGGAAAGUCAAGAUCAUGGUGUGCAAAGAAGGGAAAUGGAAGAUAGUCUACCAUCCUAUCAGCGAAAUAGUGUUGUUGCUACCAACCGAGAAGGACAACGAUCUCAAUGACAAGGAUAGCAUAUCCUUGGGCGAGGAGUGUGAUGUUGACUCGGAGAAGUACGUGGCGUGA
This is a messenger RNA of Paramuricea clavata, 1362 nucleotides long. The record is from the annotation of a GenBank genome assembly. Lineage: Eukaryota; Metazoa; Cnidaria; Anthozoa; Malacalcyonacea; Plexauridae.